GUACGGGUCGGCAAGAAGGGUCAUAUAUAUUCGCGAUGACUCGGGCCAACUUUCGGGUUGACACUGAAACACACACUGAGCUUUACGGCACGACAGCGCGUCCUCCGCAUUGGCAAUGCCGGUUCACAACUAACUGUCAAGGGAAGCCAGCGAUAAAGCGGGAUGGGGGCUACCAAAGCAUGUGUGAGUACCACCGUGAGUACCAGCGCCAGAAGAUCGCAGAGAGGCAUGCGGCCAAGACACCGAAGGAUUUCGGCCCGACACAGUGCAGAUAUCCCGCCGGAUGCGGCAAGGAGAGAGCGCUCAAGAAGACUGGAGUGCUGCAUAAUUACUGCGAGUUCCACCGCCAACGGCUGAAUGAAAUACAGAGACGGCGACAGAAUCGAGAGAGAGCUCUAAAGCGGGAGGAAGCUCGUAGGCGGCAGCCUGUAGGAGGCAGUGGGCGCUCUAAGGACACUUUCCGUUCGCGUUGCCGGGACCAAGACGACACUAACUACACGCUAUGUGGUCUCGCCGAGAUUAAUAUCGCUGGUGAAGAAGAAACAUUACGGAGGACAGAGGCUGACAAACGCUUUAAGGAGACAUGUGCUGCGAUUUGGGCCGCACACACAAGCUUAAACACCUAUUGAAGAAAGGUUUACUCACAACAGAAAUAUAUAUAAACCCAUUUGAAGAACGUU
Messenger RNA from Phytophthora nicotianae INRA-310, 680 nucleotides. RefSeq lists its product as hypothetical. Bases 36 to 629 code for a protein of 197 amino acids. The record is from RefSeq and is a predicted model, not a curated record. Lineage: Eukaryota; Oomycota; Peronosporomycetes; Peronosporales; Peronosporaceae. The transcript has a single exon.